CGGCCCGUCCAGGGCGGCAGGCAGGGGGUGUGAAUGACCCAUCCUCUUAAGCCCCUCAGAGGUGGGUGCAGGGCAUUUUAUUAUGGGAGAACACGGCGGGCACUGGUCUGGAGUCAGGACCGUGACCCUGAACUAAACUACCUGCCUCAGUUUCCCCAGUUGCCACCUGUAGAGUGUCUUUUUUCUUUCUUUCUUUCUUUUUUUUUUUUUUUUUUUGAGUAAGAUUUAUUUAAGUCAGAAAGCUGCCGCAGGAGCCAGGUACAGGUUACACCUGUAAGGUGUCUUUUUAGUUCCCAGAGUUAUUGUGGGGCUCAAACUGGAUGAUGGGUGUGAAGGUCCUCACCAGCCAGGCCCUCUUGGCCGGUGUGAGGGCAUGCAGCCUGCGGCGUCAGCUCCCUCGGAGCCCGUUUGCACUCUCUUCUGGGCACAGCCUCUCUUGGCAGGACUAGUUCUCCGUGUUCCAGCUUCUCUGAUUUAUCUUUCCCUUUAGGUGGAGGUAGCCCCACUCUGAGGUCAGAAACCAGAUCGUCUUUGUGCUGUUCUACAUGAAUUGCAGCCAUGUCUGGGAUGGCCUGUUCCAUCCCUCCUGCCCUCAUCUAACAGCCAUGGCAGUCCCCUGAGCUGGUGCCUUCAGUAGCACCAUCUCACAGAUGGGAGCCUGGGGCUCAGUGGUGUGGUCACUUGCCCAAGGUCACUCAGUGAACCCAUGAAUGAGCAUGCUCUGCCUCACUGCACUCACUCUUGUUUCGCCCACUGAGCCGCCAGGCCAGGCCAGGCUGUUCCAACAAAUGGUGCUGCAUGGGUACCAACUUUGGGAACAGGUGCAGUGUAGUGGGCACACCUGUAGACAGACUGCUUUCAGAUCACAGCUCUUCACUUACUACGGGGUAAUCUCUCUCAACCUCACAUGGAUUGACAACGCCCACAUCAUGUGAGGGUUGGGAGGAGAUCUCAGGGAAUGCAGGUGAAAAGCGGAAGCUGUAGGGUGAUGUACGUGAGGAGACACUGCUUCCCAUGAUCCUAAUUAUUCAGAUGACAGUGAUUGGCUUUGUGACAAUGCUACUUUAGGACAGUGACUGCUGGCCACACUGAGACCCCAUUCAUAGCUCAGUGCUGAGGUGAUGUGACCCUUCCUUCCCUAGAGGACAAUGAAUGCCCAUGGACAGCCACACCGAGCAGGGACACAGUUUCUAAGUAAGUCUCUGCUGCAGCUCGGCUCACUGGGGCCUGCAGGUUUGGGCCGAGGCCUGGUUCCCUUAAAGAGAAGCCAGAAGCUCCUUAACUGGUUCUGCUUCAGGUUCCAGGACACUCUCCUUCGGUGUUGGGGAGGUGGACUUUGCAUCUGCAACUCCAGACCUUCGGCCUCUUCCUCAGGUCCUCCCCCUGCUGACUCCUGCAGAAGGCAAGGGGUGCUCGGGAGACCGCCAGGAGGACCACACGUGCUCCUCGUCCGUCUCCCUUGCAGCCCAUGCAGGCUGCAUGUGGCAGGGGCCCUGGGAGAAAGCCCUGCAUCUGGAGGUAGAGGAGCUAGGAGAGCAUCCUGAUUCUGCCUUGGAGAAAUCACAGCCUCUCCAAUCCAGCCUCCUCAUGUUAGCUGGGAUCCGAGCCUUCAAGCUCUGGGCCGCGGUGCUCAACAUAUUCCCCCAAGGAGUCAGCCCUGGGGCACUGGCACAGAGAACACAGAGCCAGAGAGUCCGGCUGCUGUUCCCAUACACAGGCAGAUUGUCCAGGAAGGAAGCAGUGAACCAUGGUAGCUCUAAAAUCUGCCUCUCUUGUCCGGGCCUGGCCCCUGGGAUGGACUUUGGCCCAGCACUCAGAGGAGAGGAGGGAACCAUCACAUACCACACUGCAAAGCCCUCCUGUGGUAGGACACAGGUUCUCUAGAGAGCUGUGAGCCUGCCCUCGAUGCGUUCUUGAACGUCAGAGUCCUCUGGAAAGCAUCGCCUGCACUGUGUACUCCCCUCUCCCCCGCCACCAUCCCCCGGCAUUCCCAACUUGUUACUGCUCAUUUGAAUAAAGAAUAUUGUUUUAAAGUAAAAGUUGUAUCAGAGACCGCAGGGAAGGGCUGUGCUGAAGGGCCGUUUGGCCGUGAACUCACAGCCAUAAACAACCCCAAAGAUGGACUUUGAAUUGUUUUUUUUCCAGAUGAGUUUGGUGACAGCCAUAGGCCAAUCCAGCAGGACUGGGGAGAUGAUGUUCCCUCUCAGACUUUAACCUUGUAUCUUACUCUUUUGGUAGCUAAAGUGGACCAUGGCUUCUUGUGUAUAUUGAAGCCGUUGCUCUGUUAAAGGAAACGUAUGUUUUAAAUAUCCUAAUUUGUACAGCCUUCGCUUGGCAUUUCUUCAUUUUUUUUUUUAAUGGUUAGAUGCCUUUGAGAGUGAAAAGAGAGUGGUCCAGGCCUGUUUCUACCCUAAGAGGCCCUGGGUAUUUAUUUAGGACCCUGAGAAAGGCUUCCAUAGAACAGUCUUUAUGGAAAGCCUGGCCAGUAGGCCCACUGCUCACAACCUGGGCCCUUGAGUCAGCACAGGACAAGCUGAUUGCCACAAAACAAAGAAUGACAGCUGCAGGGCCAGCCUUGGGGGCAUAGCAGGUUAAGCUGCCACCUGUGACGCUGGCAGCCCAUUUGGUUGCUGGUUCAAGUCCCAGCUGCUCUACUUCCGGUCCCUGUUAAUGCAACUAGGAAGAGUGGAACAUGGCCCAAGUGCUUGGGCCCCUGCACCCACUUGGGGGACCCAGGUGAAGCUCCUAUCUCCUGGCUUUGGCUUGACCCAGCCCUUCCUGUUGCGGCCAUUUGGGGAGUGAACCAACUGAUGGAAGAUUUCUUUAUCUCUCCCUCUCUCUCUCUCUAAUACUGCCUUUCAAAUAAAAUAAAUCUUUGGGGAAAAAAAAAGAAUGAGAGCUGCAUCAAACCGAGCACAUUUAACAUAGGGCAAAUUCUGGGUUUGCAGAUGUAUCACCAAGGCAAAAGGUAGUAGCCUCCGUCCCAUAAUGGCCCCAGGGAUCUGAGACCCAGGGGUGAAGUCUGUUGUCCUAUUCACUCCGCCUUCUCAGCCCCCUGCUUGCCUUCCUCCAUUGUGACCUCACUUAUUCCAGAAUGAGCUCCUUCCUAGGCCCAUUUCCUUCCGGGCUCUGCCCUUGAAUGGGGCAGAGGCUGCAAGUGGGGUUGGAAUAGGCCAAGCUGCCAGCAGAGAUGGACCCUCAGCCCCAGAGAAGGAGACACCUCAGCCCCAGAUGACCAGGACUGGAUGCCCCUGCAGUCAAAGGGCCCUCUGCCAUGGCCAGCCUGAGCCAGCCUGUGCCCACAGAGGGCCACCACAUGGGGAGUGGGGGAAAUGAAAGACUGGAAGGUAAGGACUGAACUGCAGAAUGGGUUCCAAGCAGAACACAUAAGGGACUCAGAGUUGAAGAAGCUGCCCUUCCUGAAAUUGAGAACAGCUACUGAGGUAGAAGACAGGACCCAGGCCUUAGGCAGUGCCUGCCAGGCUGGAUGGGAGGGAUGCUGUGGUCCCUCCCCACCCCACCCACAGCUGCCUUCCUCAUAAUGGGGUUCAUUGCUGAGGUGGGAGGGGCAUCCCAGGGAAGACACAGUGGGGGCCCCUGCCUGCCAGACACCCUCUGGGAGCAUCCCCUUUCAAGCAUGAGCCACACCACCUGGGCUCCCCCAGUUCCAGUGUGCUCUUAGCUCUGCCUGCCCUGCGUGGGUCCUGGAGACCUUCUGGGAGCUCAUCCAGCAACCAUCAUGCAAGGUGGUGCUGGGUACGACCCUCCUGCUGGGGGGUGGAGGCCUGAUGCUGUGGGCACAGCACAAAUGGAGACAGAAGACAGCCCUUGAGUCUGCACGGGCCAAGCACGAGCCCCCAGAAUGCCACCGAGCAAAGAAGGAGAGCUGGAUCAAAUCUCAUUUUAGUCGCCUUUCCGAAGAGAAGCUAGUUCCCGACCUCUGUGCCAACUCCACCAGCGACGCUGCGCAGCCUGAGAGUGGGAGCGGCGAGGCCAGUACCACCAUUCGCAUGGAGACUUUUACCACUAAACAAGGAGGUGGGGGUGCAGCUCUGCACCGGGAGGCCUUCACCAGCAGGCAGAGGAUGUCCGGGGCCUCAGCGAUCAGAGAGACCCAAAAGGAGUCUGGAAAAUCUCCAUCCACAGAUGAGGCCACGUGGGCUGCUGUGGCUUCCUGCACCAAGGAGAUCGACACCAAGGGGCGGCAGCUGGCUAACUCCAUGCUGCAGCGGGCCAUGGCUCACCAGCACUCGGGCCACCUGGAGUCCAGAGACAUCAACCAGGAGGAGCUGAAGGCCUUGGAGGAAGUGGAAAUUAAGCUGAAGGGCAAUUUCCUCACCCAUCGGGAAACCACCAUAGCUGGUGCCAACCACAUACAUACUUUCCAUGGCCACCAGAACCAACAGGGUCAUCCCAGCCACCCAAGCCAUCAGAGCCACUUAGGCCACCAGAGCCACCAGGGUCACCCUGGCCACCCAAGCCAUCAGAGCCACUUAGGCCACCCGAGCCACCAGGGUCACCCUGGCCACCCAAGCCAUCAGAGCCACUUAGGCCACCAGAGCCACCAGGGUCACCCUGGCCACCCAAGCCAUCAGAGCCACAGUUUGUCCAACCGCAGCCACUAGAUCUGUGACUCCUUUGAAGCCACCUAACCAUGGAUGGACUUGCCCCUUCCCCGAGCAGGGCUGGCCCACACACACAGGCUCGUUUUCUCUCAUGGGACAACCUGUGGGGCCCAGGGUAAGCUGCUGCCACCCAAGUUCCUUCUUCUUCAGGCUCCCUCUGUGGGCCCUUCCACUCCGUGAUGGCCCUGAGGGAGGGAGAAUGGGAAGGAAGCAAAGUAGCCCAGAUGGACUCUGAGGUCCCCGAAGACCCACCCAGAGAAGAUGGAGGCAGAUGCCAGGAGCAGCUGAGAGCCCCUUGCUGAUGCCAAAUGCCUGAAGCUGAGCCAAUAAAGCCUUGCAGCCCCUCACUCUGACCCCAGGGCUCUGCAGGCGGCCUCCGAUCUGGGCAGGGGUGGAGGGGGAAGGUCCUUGGCUGGGCCUGAUUUCAGACUCCAUAGAACAGCUUUCCUGGCCUCAGAGGCUGGGGAUGGGAUAGCUCCAGAGCCCUCAGUAGCCACCUGCCUGUUGCCAGGGAAGCGGGAAGUGCCUGGUAUUGGGGCAGUCGGGCUGAGAAAAGGGCUUUCAGAAGCCAGUGGCCAAACCAGGUUGGGACUGGGGGCCCCUCUUCUGGUGCUGUCCUCAUUUUGUGUCUUCUCCAGUCUGUGGCGCCGCUCCCUGCAGCUCUGUCACCUGCUUCCUGGGGCCCACUGAGAUCCAUGCUGGCGCCUCCCCGCCACCCACAUCCGUGGCUACUCAACUGGGAUAAUGAGUGAUCCCUCCUUGUUUGUGUUACCAUAGCCGGGGCCAGGACUGUGGCUGCUGCAGCCUCUUCUCUGUGUGUGUUUGGUACAUGCCACGUCCUGUGUCAGGUCACAGGCCCAGAGGAAGGGAUUCCAUUAUCUCAGGCAUCUGGGAUUCAGAGGCAUAACUUGCCUGGGACGUGGCUGGGAUUAGAGCCCGGCUCUGCCUGACUCCGACAUCCAUACCCCUGUCCCUUCCCUGUGCUGCCUGCCAGUCCUCUUCCCACCAUCCCCAGAUGGUUCUCCCUCUCAUGCAUGCCCUGACCUCUUCCCACGUGUCCUGACACAUUCUCUGCUCUCCUGCCGGCCUGGCACUCCCCCUGCCGCCUCUUCUUGGGUCCCAAGAAGCUAUUUCUGGGGCAAGGGGUGCCACCCCCGGCCCCCACCCUGAGUCAGGCAGUUAAAGCAACUUCUUACUGUUUGGAUCUCUUACAGAGUUACUGGCAGUUAUCAGCCUGUGGACCUCAAACUCCAGGGGCUCAGAGUCACUGCAUAGGAUGGAUAAAUCAACAAGCCCCCUAAAUGUUGCUAAUUAGUUUUAUCACAAACAGGAAGGAGUGCAUUUUUUGGCCAUUACUAAUAAGUGACUAUAAGCAAAAAUAUAUGUUUACAUAUGUUAUAAAUAAACAUUGUAUUUAAAAUAGUUCAUCCAAAUUUUAAAAUAUUUGAGAGAGAGAGAGAGAGCUCUUCCAUUUGCUCGUUCACUGCUCCCUCAAAUGGCUACAACAACCAGGGCUGGGCCAAGCUGAAGCCAGGACCCUGGAAUACAAUUCAGGUCUUCCAUGUGGGUGACAGGGACCCAAUUACUUGGGAUAUCAUUUGCUACCUCCCAGGUUUCAUUAGCAGGAAGUUGGAUCAGAAGUGGAAUAGGGAGGAAACUGGCACUCUGAUACUUGAUGCAGGCAUCUUAACUACUGUGCCAAAUACCACCCCCAUAAAUAUUUUAAUUGGAAAAAAUGGUGUCAAUCAAACUGGGAAAUGUUGGAGGUUGCUAAAUUAGAAAAAAAGUGAAAAAGUGAUAAGGUUUGGUUUCUGAAAGUGAGUAAUAAAACAUAUACUCAGAUCUGGAAGACCUUAAAUUCUAAUUAGCUAAUUAUGACUUUGGAAUCUUAACUUUGACAAAUGCUUCAGGCAGUAGACGGGCAGUUACGUAUUGGCCUCUCACAUCAGAGUACCUGGAUUUGACUCCCGGCUCUGGCUCCAGACUCCAGCUUCCUGCUAAUGCACACCCUGGGAGGCGGUGGUGACAGCUGGCUUAAUGAAUUGGGUUCUUGUCAACCCUUAGGAGAUUGCUUUCCUGGCUUGGCCCCUGAGAAUUUGAGGAAUGGACUAGAAGAUAGGCACUCUCCCUGUCUGUCCAACUCUUUGUGUUUCUCAAAUCAGUAAAUAAAUAGUGUUUCAAACUGGCAAAAUUAAAAGUUUAUAACUAGUGGUAUUGUACCAAUGUUAAUUCUCUGGCUCUGAUCACUGUACCACAGGUAGAUAAGAUGUUGUUCAUGGAGGUUGGGGAAGGGAAUGUGCAAAUUCUCAGUCCUAUAAAUUAAGAAAAAGUUUUCAGCAGCAGCACUUGGUGUGGACUAAGGAUGCCCACAACCUGGCUGGCACUGUGGCAUAGCUGGCACCUGUGACACAGCAUCUCCUGUGAGUGCCAGCUCAAGGCCAGGCUGCUCUACUUCUGAUCCAGCUCCCUGCUAAUGGCCUGGCCCAGCCCUGGCCAUUGCAGCCAUCUGGGGAGUAAGCCAGUGAACCAGUGAACAGAAGAGCUCUCUCUCUGUAACGUUGACUUUCAUAUAAAUUUUAAAAUCUUUGAAAAAAAAGGAUGCCCACAUUCCAUUUCCUGGAUUUGAGUCCUGGAUCUCUCCAGAUUCCAGCUUCCUGCCAAUGUGCACUCUGGCAGAAGGUGACGGCUAAGGAGUUGGGUCCUUACCACCACUUGGGGCACAUGGAUGGAGUUCCCAGUCCUGGCUGCUGAAGGCAUUUGGGGGUGAACCAAAUGGGGAAGAUCUCUCUCUUUUUUUCUUUUAAUGAUUUUUUUAAAAAAAUUUAUUUGAAAGGCAGGGUUACAGA
Lepus europaeus (European hare) is the source of this 7471-nucleotide messenger RNA. It is a transcript of the gene C17H10orf62, whose product is annotated as chromosome 17 C10orf62 homolog. The record is from RefSeq and is a predicted model, not a curated record. The coding region runs from base 3789 to 4625 and encodes 278 amino acids. The transcript has a single exon. Lineage: Eukaryota; Metazoa; Chordata; Mammalia; Lagomorpha; Leporidae.